GUGGUGUGUGUGUGUCUGGUGUUGUCAUGCUGUUUGUGUGUGUGGAGGAAAUGCCUGAAGAAGAAAGACAAGGACACAGAUAAGGAGAAGAAGAAGAAGAAGAAGAAGGGUAAGAACGGCUUGAACACGGACACUGAGCUGGAGGGAGGCAACUCUGAGCCCCUGACGGAUGAGAGUGACACAGAGACUGGAUUGACUGGCAGGGAGGAGGAGCCUAAAGAGGAAGUGAAGUUGGGCAGACUGGAGUUCUCAUUGGACUACAACUUCACAGAGAACACGAUGGUAGUAGGUAUCCUGCAGGCUUGUGAUCUCCCAGCCAUGGAUGUGGGGGGAAGUUCAGACCCGUAUGUUAAACUCUACCUGCUGCCAGACAAAAAGAGGAAGUUUGAGACUAAAGUCCACAGGAAGACACUCAACCCAACCUUCAAUGAGACUUUCACCUUCAAGGUACUGUACAGUGAGCUGGGAGGCAGGACUCUGGUGAUGACAGUGUAUGACUUUGACCGUUUCUCUAAACACGACGCGAUUGGAGCACUACGAGUACCAAUGAGCAGCCUGGACUUCAGUCAGAUGACACAGGAGUGGCGGGAGCUGAAGAAGGCAGAGAAAGAGGAGUCAGAGCAGUUGGGUGAUAUCUGUCUGUCUCUGAGGUACGUUCCUACAGCAGGGAAACUAAGCAUUGUCGUCCUCGAGGCCAAAAACCUAAAGAAGAUGGACGUAGGAGGACUGUCAGACCCCUAUGUAAAGAUCCACCUACUGCAGAAUGGAAAAAGACUGAAGAAGAAGAAAACCAGCAUCAAGAAGAACACUCUCAACCCUUACUACAACGAGUCCUUCAGCUUUGAGGUGCCCUUCGAACAGAUACAGAAGGUGCAGGUAGCAGUGACAGUGUUGGACUAUGAUAAGAUUGGGAAGAAUGAUGCCAUCGGGAAGGUGUUUCUGGGCGGAGCCAGCAGCGGCACGGAGCUCCGUCAUUGGUCAGACAUGCUGGCCAACCCCCGCCGGCCCAUCGCCCAAUGGCAUGGCCUCAAAGCAGAGGACGAAGUCAACGCUGAACUGGCUGCCAGGAAGUGAUGUCACGUUACUAGGCAGCUCUCUGUAGCAGACUGACUUUGCCCUCCUACCCACCACAGGAGGUUGGUGGCACCUUAAUUGGGGAGGACGAGCUCGUGGUAACGGCUGGUGCGGAAUCAGUGGAAUGGUAUCAAAUACAUCAAACACAUGGUUUCCAGGUGUUAGAUGCCAUUCCAUUCACUCCGUUCCGACCAUUAUUAUGAGCUGUCCUCCCCUCAGCAGCCUUCACUGCUACCCACUUACCAACUCCAAAAUACCUGAUUCCCAUCCACCACUCAUGAACCCCCAUCAGCAAACCCACUCCUUAACCCCCCAAUACUUCACUGGUAUGCAACCCUAUCAAGCCUUACUCAACCCCCACUAACUUCCUAACCCCCAAUACUACCACUCGUGCUCCCCCAAACCCCUUCCUCUACUGUUUAAAGUAUUUAAGACACAUUACGUAUCUAGGACAAUAACAUGUAUAUCAUGAUAAUACUAUUAAACAUGUACAUUAUACUAUGUUAUUAAACAUUCAGAGAAUUUU
Coregonus clupeaformis (lake whitefish) is the source of this 1600-nucleotide messenger RNA. RefSeq names its product synaptotagmin-1-like. Gene Ontology annotation, biological process: cellular response to calcium ion; synaptic vesicle endocytosis; regulation of calcium ion-dependent exocytosis. Lineage: Eukaryota; Metazoa; Chordata; Actinopteri; Salmoniformes; Salmonidae. Gene Ontology annotation, molecular function: calcium ion binding; phosphatidylserine binding; calcium-dependent phospholipid binding. Gene Ontology annotation, cellular component: synaptic vesicle membrane; dense core granule; axon. Bases 280 to 1074 code for a protein of 264 amino acids. The record is from RefSeq and is a predicted model, not a curated record. The transcript is spliced from 7 exons.